GUGAAAAUGCUGAGGUUGCGGAAAGUGACCAUCUUGAGGAAAGUAAAAGUAACAUCUGUAUUCGAUUGAUAUUUCAGUUUUGGGUUGAAAUGGAGAAGGCUAAGCGGAACCCCAGUGUUUCCCAUUUUUCUUAUAAUUCGCUUCACUCUUGCCACAAUUCCGUCUCUCUGGAUUGAGCCUCGGACGCGGGAUUUGAAAAUUUCUCAUCAGAACACAAGGUCUAAACAACGGGCAUGCGAAAAAACUUCAUUUCUGAGUUUGUUUUUUGCAAUGGCAAAAGAGACAGUCUUUUUAACCACUUUUUUCACGUUUCGAUGGCUGCUGCUCACUCCCUUUUUAUGAGAUGUCCAUUGCUGAGACUAAGACCAUAGAGGCGAGCUGAAGAAACAUUUUGCCCUAAACCACAUUCAAUUAUCUCAUAUUUUUUGACCAUGAGAGUGCUGCAAAGGCCCAAUAAUGGUGUUUUGAGAUAGGGCCAGACUCUCUUCUUUUCGUGAUGUUGGUGGGGAAAGUCCUAGUUCCAGUGCACAAUCCUUCUGAGGCUGUUUUGGUGCUGUUAUUAUCCUACUACAUUUUCAACAUAAGCUACCAUCCAAAGCUCCACAGCAGCCUGGAAUUCUUUCAAAGGUUCUUCCUUCAGGUAAACCCACCACAAGGAACCAAGCGUGCAAAGAAGAAAAGAACAACGGAUCCCAUUGAUUCGAAAGUGAAAGCUUUAGCAUCAAAAUUAUCAAGUUUCAGUUGGAGUGUUUGAAUGUUGGUGUAAUGAGUAAUGUUUCAUUAAACACAUGAACAGUA
Messenger RNA from Thrips palmi, 798 nucleotides. RefSeq lists its product as uncharacterized. The record is from RefSeq and is a predicted model, not a curated record. Bases 497 to 754 code for a protein of 85 amino acids. The transcript is spliced from 2 exons. Lineage: Eukaryota; Metazoa; Arthropoda; Insecta; Thysanoptera; Thripidae.